AUGCCGGUUCCUCUCGCUCCGUAUCCAACUCCUCCAACGACACCAUAUACUCCUCCGCCUGUGAAUGGUACACAAAGCCAGCUUGUCUGUUCUGGGUGUAGGAAUCUCUUGCUUUAUCCGGCAGGAGCGACCUCCAUUUGCUGUGCAGUUUGCAAUGCGGUCACUGCAGUUCCUCCUCCAGGCACCGAAAUGGCCCAGUUGGUAUGCGGAGGCUGCCACACCUUACUCAUGUACAUCCGAGGAGCGACAAGCGUACAGUGCUCCUGUUGUCACACCGUCAACCUUGCCUUGGAGGCAAACCAGGUGGCACACGUCAACUGCGGGAACUGCAGGAUGCUCCUGAUGUAUCAAUACGGAGCACGGUCGGUCAAAUGCGCUGUCUGCAAUUUUGUCACAUCAGUUGGUGCUUCGACAAGCACACCGGAACAGAAGUUCAACAGCUAGAAUUAGCAAUAAACCUACCAGUCACAGGCCUCACAACUCAUGGUUAGAACACUUCUAUUAUUCUACUGCCGCUGCGACCACACAUCGUCACCAUCAACGCAAGCAGAGAAAAUCCCUACUAGUUUAACUUGUAUAGACUUUAAAUCUUUUUUCCCCGUCGCGUGACCUUUCAAUGAAUAAGCAGUUUUUCGGCUACCGACAGGUUUGGCCGUAUGAGUACUAGUACUUGUAAUGACAGAGACUCUUCUCUUCAGCUGUCAAUGCAUUUGGAUAAGGAGAGGAAAAAAGGAGAAAAACUUCAUUUUCCAAUCUAUUUACUUUAACAUGGCAUUAAACAUGUCUUCAUGCA
Molecule: messenger RNA, 793 nt
Organism: Syzygium oleosum
Lineage: Eukaryota; Viridiplantae; Streptophyta; Magnoliopsida; Myrtales; Myrtaceae
Product: protein LOL1
Exons: 5
Coding region: 1-444 (147 amino acids)
Source: RefSeq, a predicted model, not a curated record